CCCCUCCCGGCCGCGGCCGCCGACCCCGGCCCCCGGUCCGGCCUGGCUCUAUGGACAGGAGCUCGCUGCUGCAGCUUAUCCAGGAGCAGCAGCUGGACCCUGAGAACACAGGCUUCAUCGGUGCAGACACCUUCACCGGCCUGGUGCACCGCCAUGAGCUACCCCUGGACCCGGCCAAACUGGACAUGCUGGUGGCCCUGGCCCAGAGCAACGAGCGGGGCCAGGUCUGCUACCAGGAGCUGGUGGACCUGAUCAGCAGCAAGCGCUCAAGCAGCUUCAAGCGGGCCAUCGCCAAUGGACAGCGGGCACUGCCCCGGGAUGGGCUGCUGGAUGAGCCGGGCCUGGGUGUCUACAAGCGGUUCGUACGCUACGUGGCCUACGAGAUCCUGCCUCGAGAGGUGGACCGCCACUGGUACUUCUACAGGCACCGCAGCUGCCCACCCCCUGUGUUUAUGGCCUCAGUCACCCUUGCCCAGAUCAUCGUGUUCCUGUGCUACGGGGCCCGUCUCAACAAGUGGGUGCUGCAGACCUACCACCCUGAGUACAUGAAGAGCCCCCUUGUAUACCAUCCUGGCCACCGUGCUCGGGCCUGGCGCUUCCUCACCUACAUGUUCAUGCACGUUGGGCUGGAGCAGUUGGGGUUCAACGCGCUCCUGCAGCUGAUGAUCGGGGUGCCCCUGGAGAUGGUGCACGGCCUGCUCCGCAUCAGCCUACUCUACCUGGCUGGUGUGCUGGCAGGCUCCCUGACCGUCUCCAUUACUGACAUGCGGGCCCCUGUGGUGGGGGGCUCCGGCGGGGUCUACGCCCUGUGCUCUGCACACCUGGCCAAUGUCGUCAUGAACUGGGCUGGGAUGAGGUGUCCCUACAAGCUGCUGAGGAUGGUGCUGGCCCUGGUGUGCAUGAGCUCCGAGGUGGGCCGGGCCGUGUGGCUGCGCUUCUCCCCACCACUGCCUGCCUCGGGCCCGCAGCCCAGCUUCAUGGCGCACCUGGCGGGAGCGGUGGUGGGUGUCAGCAUGGGCCUGACCAUCCUGCGCAGCUACGAGGAGCGCCUGCGGGAUCAGUGCGGCUGGUGGGUGGUGCUGCUUGCCUAUGGCACCUUCCUGCUCUUCGCCAUCUUCUGGAACAUCUUUGCCUACGACCUGCUGGGUGCCCACAUUCCCCCGCCACCCUGACAGGCUCCCCAGGGCCACACUGGCCAGGGCGCAGCACCUGUGGGCCAGCCACCAGGCAGGCCUGCAUGUUUAUCCUCUGUGAAUGUAUGUCUCGAGGCUGCUUCUUCCCGGUGGAGGCGGGUGGCCCUU
Messenger RNA from Hippopotamus amphibius kiboko, 1301 nucleotides. It is a transcript of the gene RHBDL1, whose product is annotated as rhomboid like 1. Gene Ontology annotation, molecular function: serine-type endopeptidase activity. The record is from RefSeq and is a predicted model, not a curated record. Lineage: Eukaryota; Metazoa; Chordata; Mammalia; Artiodactyla; Hippopotamidae. Gene Ontology annotation, cellular component: membrane. The transcript has 8 exons. The coding region runs from base 51 to 1172 and encodes 373 amino acids.